This is a messenger RNA of Schistosoma curassoni, 2288 nucleotides long. The record is from the annotation of a GenBank genome assembly. Lineage: Eukaryota; Metazoa; Platyhelminthes; Trematoda; Strigeidida; Schistosomatidae.
UUCCAUCCAAUUCUUGUUCAUUUUUCUCAUGUCUAUCUCCAUUUCUCGGCGUAAUGUGUUCUUUGGUCUUCCUCUUUUCCUUUGACCUUCAGGAUUCCAUGUGAGGGCUUGUCUUGUGACGCAGUUGGGUGCUUUCCUCAGUGUGUGUCCUAUCCACUUCCAGCGCUUCUUCCUGAUUUCUUCCUCCACUGGGAUCUGGUUUGUUCUCUCCCACAAAACUUCAAGAAUAUUUAGUGAAUAGUCGAUCAGAAAAUGGAUGGAUCACAAAAGAUUUUAUCAUAUUCGAUGAAAAAUAUACAACUAAUUCUAAUCAUAUUGAUUAUCAUAUACUUAAACGUCAAGAAUCAUCAUUUAAAUCUAAAGUCAAUCAUGAUGCGGAACAUUUCACUUAUCCUUAUUAUGAUGAUCCUCAUGCAAAAUAUUUUAAUCAUCAUCAUCAUAAUUGUAUAACAAUUAGUUCUAGUUUACCAAGUUUUACAAUGUCAACAUCAUUAGCUCCUUCAUUUAAUGAAUCUAUUCAAUCAACUAGUCAACACUAUUUAAGUAAUACAAAUAAUCCUUUAAAUAAAAUUCACGAUUUCACUAUGGAAACAUAUAAAUCUUGUAUACACUCUUCAUUCAACACUACUACGACUACGAUGACGACGACGACGACGGCGACGACUACUACUUCUACUAUGCCCACUAAUACUACUACUACGACCACUACUAUUAUGCCCAAUAAUACUACUAAUACUACUAUGAGUAGUAGUAGUACUACUACUACUACUACUACUGACAAUAAUAAUAUUGCCAAUACUGAUAGUAUAACCGAUUCUAUUGUUGAAAAAUUUCUAUAUUAUGUUCAUGAAAACAAUUCAAUUCCACCAUCGGUAUUAAAAAAAUUUGAAUCGAUUAUUGGUAUUAAAUCAAUCGAUAAUUGGCAAAAUAUUAUUGAAAAUAAAACGCUAUUACAUUAUUUAAUUCAUGUCUUAUUACAAAGUGGUAUUGAUAAUUGGUCAUCAUUUUUAAUGUAUCAAUCAACACCACCACCAGCUCCAACAACACUACCUCCAAUAUCAGUUGAAGAUGAAUUCUUAGAUUAUAUUGUAACUAGUGAUAGUUGUGAUACUUCAGAAGAAGGUGAUGAUGAUGAUGAUGAUGGUGAUGAUAAUGAGAGAGAUGAUAUUCAAAGUGGAUUGGUCAAUUCGUCAAAUUGUUCUUUAGCAAGAACUUUAGUUAAAAGUACUUCUGAUAUUGUAGAUAUUGAUGAAUUUAUCAACUAUGAUGAAGAUGAUGAUGAUGAUGAAGAAGAAGAAGAAAAGAGAAAUAAUUUGAACGAGGAUUGGGAUCAUUUAGCUGAUCUUAAAACAGAAGAUGGUCUCUUUUAUAAAUCCAUUAGAAAAUUGUCAAUCAAUACAAAACGUAAAAAUAAAAAUCUAGAUCAUAAUAGUAGAUUAGAAAGUGGUCAUCUACCAUAUCUAAAUAGAAAUUACAUAGAAUUAAAUAGUAAUUUUAAUUUAUUAGAAUUUUCAAUUGAUCAAUUAACGAAUAUGAAUUAUUCAGAGCAUAAAAUUUCAUUGAAUUCAUUACAAAUUAUAAUGAAAAUUAUUACAGAUCAAUGUGAAUUUCGUAAUGCAUUUCUACAAUAUUAUCCAAUUCUAUCACAAAAAACUUAUGCUGGUUCAUACUUUAUUAAAUGUGUGGAUAGAAUUAUUCAAGAUGAUUAUAUACCUACAUUACAAGAUUUAUUGAUUAUGAAACAAUCAUCAAAAGCUGUCAGAGAAUCCCUUAUCACUAUUGGAUCAAUAACAUUAAGAACAAUUAAUUUAGGUGAACACAGUGAACAUUUGAAUAAACAAUUUCAUUAUUUUGAAUCAGUCAAUAUGAUUUUGUUUUUUAUAUCACUUGAAGAUGUUUAUCGAUUCACAUAUGUUCAAGGGAAUAAAUUUGUUAAUCAUCAAACAUUUAAACUAUUUGAAGAUAUUGUGAAUUCACCAGAUUUAACAAAGAAAGAUAUUUUGGUUUUCUUAAAUAAAUAUGAUAUAUUAAAAUCAAUAAUUUCACAAAUCAAUAAUGAUACUACUCAAAUUACUAUCAAUAAGGAAGAUGAUAAAACAGAUUGGAAUAUAUUUAUUCAAAUGAUUAAAUCUUAUUUAAUAGAAUUACAUAAUCAUGCAACUAUGAAAGGUUCUCAUUUAUAUUUUCAUAUUAUCUGUUCAUUAGAUAUAGAUAAAAUGAAAUGGAUUAUUAAAGAUUCUAUACGAACUAUUUUAGAAAUUAAUCGUAAACGUCAUUUAAUAUUUUAA